Molecule: messenger RNA, 921 nt
Organism: Lactuca virosa
Lineage: Eukaryota; Viridiplantae; Streptophyta; Magnoliopsida; Asterales; Asteraceae
Source: the annotation of a GenBank genome assembly
AUGGAGAUCAAUCAUGCCACCAGCAGACGAGCCUAUGUUUCCUAUGCUACCGGGAGAUCCCUAUUUCCCGACUAUGCAUCCGUGUACCAACCCAUUUCUCUAGCUGAACAUGCAUCGAUGCAAUCUGAUGAGUUCGAGCCUGAAGAAGAUCCAGAUGAGGAUCCGGAAGAGGAUCCAGAAGAGGAGAUGGAGGAGGAACCUAAGGAUGAUCCCGAAAAAGAUAUGGAUGAAGAUGAGGUAAUAGUAAUAACCGAUUCAGAGUCAUCCGCUUCAAUUCCACCUUCUGCCAGCCGCUCUUUCCUUGGAUUUUCGCUCCGCCGUUCCAGAAAAACCGCUAGGAUUUCGGUCCCAAAACCCGUUACUAUAAAAUAUAACUUGAGGUCCCCUCGCACCAAAAAGACAAUGGAACCACCUGUUUCGGAAAGCAACCAUGAGAACCAGAGGACGGCUGGAAAGCGGACGGCAGGAACAUUUGAAGAAGGACAAGCAUCUCGAGCUGCACCUACAUCUGACAUGGACAUUGACAAAUUGUCCUUCCUACUUGAGCAGAACGUCCGAUUGCACGGACAAAUGUGGCACGUCAGUGACGAACUAAGCAACAUGCAAGGUCAAUCCAUAAAAACGAAGGAAGAAAUGGCUCGAAUGAAUCAACGACAAGAGCAGUAUCAGAUCUUGCAAGACAAUCUAUGUCAAGAGAUGGACUACCGCCAUAACAGCUGGACUUAUUUCGAUUCAAGAGUAACCGAUGUGGAAACUCAAAACCAAAUUGCAUUUUCAGUGGCAUACGGAGUAAAGGAGAGUCAUGCUAUGCUAGAAGAAAAACACGAAUCACUAGAGGAAAAACAUAAAAUACUAGAAGAAAAAUAUGAUGACAUGUCCCCCUCGGUGGACAAAAUUUUUAGUUUUUAUAAAACUAAUUAG